AUGUCUCGUCAACUCCCACCAGGAACCAUCAUCUUCGGCCCUGACGCCACCUGCACACUCGACACUUGCCCCAUUGAUUGGAGUAUCUACUCUUACAGGCCAUCUCUUCCUGGAAAUGCCACUCUUCUUGCUCUCUUUGGUGUUGUCGGCAUCAUCCACACAUACCUAGGCAUCCGAUGGAAGAGCUGGGGUUUCAUGGUCGGCAUGCAGCUUGGCUGCAUCAGCGAGAUCAUCGGCUAUAUCGGGCGCAUAAUGCUCUACAAUAACCCUUGGUCAUUUGUGGGCUUCAUGAUCCAAAUCGUGUGUCUGACCAUCGCCCCCGUCUUCUUCACGGCCUCGAUCUACGUUACCCUUUCGAAAACCAUCGUUCACCUCGCUCCGGAACUUUCACGCUUUAAGCCUCAGCUUUUCUACUGGAUCUUCAUCCCCGCCGAUGUCGUUUGCCUCGCCCUCCAGGCCGCUGGUGGAGCUAUGUCCACAAAUUCCGAUGGAGGCGACAACACCGGUGUCAACAUCUCCAUGGCCGGUCUGGCUCUCCAAGUCGUCGUCCUAGUUCUCUUCAUUGCUGCUUUUAGCGAUUACAUGAUCCGCUACUGGCGCUCCGGCCGCAUGUCCGGCUUCCCCUGGCGCCUCAAGGCUUUCUUCGCCGGCCUCACCGUCUCGAUCCUGCUCAUCCUCGCCCGGUGCUGCUACCGUGUCGCCGAGCUCCGCGAAGGCUACUCCGGGGACAUCAUCAAGCACGAGAUUCCAUUCAUUGUGCUUGAGGGGGCCUUCAUUGUCGUCGCUGCCUUUGCGCUGUGCUGGGGCCACCCUGGUCUUGCCCUCCGCGAUAGCCACAAAGAAUCGGGCAAGGCUUCUGACAGCGAGCAGGGGACUAUUGAGAUCUAA
This is a messenger RNA of Clonostachys rhizophaga, 888 nucleotides long. NCBI's taxonomy places the organism in Eukaryota, Fungi, Ascomycota, Sordariomycetes, Hypocreales, Bionectriaceae. The record is from the annotation of a GenBank genome assembly.